This is a messenger RNA of Cornus florida, 864 nucleotides long. RefSeq names its product probable phospholipase A2 homolog 1. Gene Ontology annotation, biological process: lipid catabolic process; pollen germination; phospholipid metabolic process. The transcript is spliced from 4 exons. NCBI's taxonomy places the organism in Eukaryota, Viridiplantae, Streptophyta, Magnoliopsida, Cornales, Cornaceae. The record is from RefSeq and is a predicted model, not a curated record. Gene Ontology annotation, molecular function: A2-type glycerophospholipase activity; calcium ion binding. Bases 125 to 577 code for a protein of 150 amino acids.
UGUAAUUCAAUCUCCUCCCCUGUCAAAAGCAAAUAACGAAGAGAAGGGAAGGCGACGCAGAGAAAGGACAGGAUUCUCCUCUCUGUUGUGUGAGUGUGAGUGGUACAUACUAUCAACGGAAUAAAUGCUGCGCGGCGGCGGCGUUCUCAGUCGGACAGGCGUCGCCACAACAUACGCCGGCAUCAUUUUAUGCCUCUUCCUCGUUGUCGAGAUCGUCUACUGCAACAACAAUUCUCAGGUCGGAUGCAGCAAGACAUGUGUUGCAGAGAAUUGUAAUUCGGUUGGGAUUCGAUACGGGAAGUACUGCGGGGUAGGAUGGAGUGGAUGUCCCGGGGAAAAACCCUGCGAUGAUCUCGAUGCUUGUUGCAAGAUUCACGACGAAUGCGUAGAGAAAAAAGGUUUAAUGAAUGUGAAAUGCCAUGAGAAGUUCAAGAGGUGCAUAAAAAAAGUGCAAAAAUCUGGGAAGGACGGCUUUUCUAGGGAUUGUCCGUACGAAACAGCUGUACCUACAAUGGUACAGGGUAUGGAUAUGGCCAUCUUACUGAGCCAGUUGGGUAGCCCGAAGCUUGAACUCUGAUUCUGUAAACCAUACGCAGGUUGAAGAAGUAUGGUUGCAAUCAUUCUUUUCAUUCAACAAUGUCAAUCAAAUAUAUAAAACUCAAGGCAAUUUGUCCAGGUGUGCGGACUUUCUGAUUGUUUAGCGUGUUAGUAAAGAUUUUUCAUUUUCAUUUUCAUUUUUCCCACACCCUCGAGGUUUUACUGUAUCUUCACAAUUUCCUAGCUUUGAAUUCUUACAGCUGAGUACAGAAAUUUGAAUUCUUCUCCAAUGAAACUUGAUCAUGAAUAGUUUGUCUAUUUUCUAAA